AUGCGCUCCCCACCGCCUGAGGCGUUGCUGCUGCUUGAUGACUUCAAGAAGCAGUACCAGCAGCAGCAACAUUCGUCUCGGCUGCUGCUGCCGAGGAAUCAGCUGCUCCCCUACAGGCCUUCUUCUGCAGCACGGAGGUCCAUGCAGGCUGUUGCGCAACUCCCUCUUCCGGCUGACCUGGAGGCUGUUGCUGUUGCUGCAGCAGCGGGAACAGAAGCGGCAGCAGCUGCAGCAACCGCGGAUGCCAAGUGGAUUGAAUUCCUUAAUAUUGAGGAGGUGUAUUUUCUGCUCAAGGACACCUCCGUAGAAGUGGCAUUGCUUUUGCAGGAGCAGUCCAGUAACGACAGAGGCAGUAACGCGCGCAGCAGCAGCAGCAACAGCAACAGCCCCAGCGGCAACAGCGUGGCUGACAGUAGCGGCGGCCAGCGGAAAAUCGAGGGACACCAACUAGAAGAUGGGCAGCUGCAAUGCCGACCACCAACACAUCCGGCAAGUGAGGGAGCAGCCGCUGGAGCAGCAGCAGUUCGUGCUGCUGUGGCUGCUGCAGAAUCUCACCACUUAUGCUUCAGCAGCGGAUGCAACAGCGGCUCAUCUGCUGUAGUAGCGUCAGAUGGGGCAGACUCCCAACAGCAACAGCAGCAGCAAACACUGCAGCAACAACGGCAGUUUCAGCAGCCGCAACAGCAACAACAGAAGGGUAGGGGACUUGCUCCAAGUUUCAUCGCAGCUGUUGCUGCUGCCCAGGGCUCCCCAGCUGUUGCUUCCUUCGAAGCUGACUUGCGAUCCCUCAGUUGGGGCGGUCGCUCUCUGCAGCAUGCGCCUCAGCAGCAGACGCGGCAACACGAAAACAUGAACUAUCAGUACCAUCACCAGCAAGAGUAUUACACGCAGGAGUACUUUGACCAGCGUCAGCAGGUACAACAACAACACCCGCCACAGCAGCUGCUGCAACAGCAGCCAAUUCAACAACUGCAACACCAAGUACAGCUGCAUCAGCAACAACAACAGGUCGAUGAGACGCUGCAGAUACAACUGCAACAAAGAGGGGAGCAGCUGGAACAUUCUCAGCCGUGGCAGCAUCAGCAUCAGCAGCAGCACUGGCUGCAAGGCAGCGCAGUUGACCCCUUGGGCGCUUCUGUUCGAGCAACAGUUGCAGCAACAGCGCCUACAGCAACAGCACCGCAGCUGCAGCAGCGACAACUACAUCAGGAGCAACAGUUGCAGCAACAGCGCCUACAGCAACAGCACCAAGAGCAACUUCUUUGGCAGCAGCCGGGUCUGCACCACCAGCAGCAGCUGCAGCAACUGCGCGAGCAUCAAGUGCGGCAGCAAGAGCGCGAGCUGCAGCACCAACAACAGUACCGAUUGCAGCAGCAGCUACUGCUUCAGCUGCAACAGCCGGCUUUGUUGCAACACCCAGCAUACUACCUGCAGGAUAACCAGCAAGCCUGUACGCAGCACCAGUUCCAGCAACAGCAGUACGCGCAGCAGCUGCAGCAGCAACUUCUGCAACCGUUGCAGCAACAGCACAUGGCGCAAACGUCGGCGUGGCUCGGUGCAUUAGAAAGGCCGGACUGGCCUGUGACGCCGCCCGUGUCAGCCGCUGCCGCGGCAGCAGCAGUAACAGCAGCUGCUGCAGCAGCAACCGGCGGCGGAGUCACACUGGGCUGCGACUGUGUGGCAUGCCGCGGCAGCAGCGGCCGCAGCAGCUGCUGCCUUCGGGGUCUGAAAGCCAGGCUGGAGGCACUGAAUCUUGGGGUGGAUCCUAGGGAGCUGAAGAUCAACUCCAGGAUCGGCAGCGGCGCAUCAGGGACUGUUUUAAAGGCUGUAUGGAGAGGCUGCGAUGUGGCAGUGAAAGUGCUGCCGAUGGUGCAGCAGCAGCUGUUGCAGCAGCAGCAGCAGCAGCAAGGAAGAAGCGCAUCCGCCGCCGCUGCUGCGGCAGCAGCAGCUGCGGCGCGAGAGCUGCAGAUUAUGAAGCGGCUCAGGUGCCCGAACCUCGUGCUUUUGAUGGGGGCAUGUGCGCUCGAUACUGAUGCUGUGUGCAGCAGCAGCAGCAGCAUUAGCAGCGGCAGAAACAGCAGCAGCGGUUCUUUGAGUUCGAACAGCGCAGCGGAGCUGCUAGCAGCAAGCGGCUGUUGUGGUCCGGGGCUCGCAGUGGUGAUGGAGUUGUGUGCUGGGGGCAGUCUGUUUGGGUUGCUCCACGGGAAGCCAGAGGAUGCACUUGCUGCUGUUGCUGCUAAAGCCCCUGCAGCUGCUCCGGCGGCUGCGCCUGCUGUUGCUCCUGCGGCUGAUGCUUCUGUACCUGCUGGCGGUGCUGCUGUUCCAUCUGUUGCUGUUGUCAUGUCUAAAGCACCGCACGACAACUCGUUGUCAGCUCCCCAAAGCCGCAUGCUCGGCGGUACGACAGGAGCAGCAGCAACUAAAGCUGCAGUAGCGGAGACAGCGGAUGCAAUAGCAAACAUUUCGACGGCUACCGCAACGCAUGAAACCUCCCAAGGCCUGCACCAAGACUCUCCGCAGCAGCAACGGCACUUACGGCUACCGCAACGCAUGAAACCUCCCAAGGCCUGCACCAAGACUCUCCGCAGCAGCAACGGCACUUUAAAGAGCAGGAACAGGAGCCACAUUCGCUGGCGCAGCCUCCGCCACAGCCGCUUCUGCAGCAGAUGCAUCCUCCUCCACAGCAGCCAGACCAGCCUCCAGAGCAGCGGCGGCGCUUGA
Eimeria mitis is the source of this 2721-nucleotide messenger RNA. RefSeq lists its product as uncharacterized. Gene Ontology annotation, biological process: protein phosphorylation. Lineage: Eukaryota; Apicomplexa; Conoidasida; Eucoccidiorida; Eimeriidae. Gene Ontology annotation, molecular function: protein kinase activity; ATP binding. The record is from RefSeq and is a predicted model, not a curated record.